UUGACUCAUAGAUCUUACUCAGCAAGAAGAACCCUUCUUGGUUCACAGAACUACUUCACACUAUGGCUUCCAAAGCCUUCCUCCUCCUCUCGGUCACCGUUCUCUUUGUUGCCACAAGGGCUUCAUCAUCUCAUGAUCUUCAUGAGGAACUCAAGAUAAAGGCUGCUUAUGUCCAAAGCCAAGCACCGCCACCAAUUCCGAUUGUCAAAGCUCCGGCGCCACCACCUCUAGUGACCAAGCCACCAGUAGUUCCUGUGGCUCCAGUAGUGAAGCCACCUACUUAUGCUCCACCGCCAAAAGUGAUCAAGGCACCCACUCCAGCACCACCUCUAGCUAAGCCACCAACUUAUGCUCCACCGCCAAAAGUGAUCAAAGCGCCCACUCCAGCACCACCUCUAGCUAAGCCACCAGUGGCUCCAGUAGUGAAGCCACCAACUUAUGCUCCACCACCAAAAGUGAUUAAGGCACCUCCUCCAGCUCCAUCACUGCCCAAGCCACCAGUGAAGCCUCCCACCUAUGCUCCACCACUUCCCACUGUCAAAUCUAAAAAGGAUUGUAUUCCACUAUGUGAACAAAGGUGCUCUUUGCACUCGAGGAAGAGGACGUGCAUGAGGGCUUGCAUGACAUGCUGUGACCGCUGCAAAUGCGUGCCACCAGGAACUUACGGCAACCGGGAAAGAUGCGGGAAGUGCUACACAGACAUGACCACCCACGGCAACAGACCCAAGUGCCCUUAAAAAUAGUAAAAGA
Argentina anserina (silverweed cinquefoil) is the source of this 750-nucleotide messenger RNA. Its product is annotated as gibberellin-regulated protein 14. The coding region runs from base 63 to 737 and encodes 224 amino acids. The record is from RefSeq and is a predicted model, not a curated record. NCBI's taxonomy places the organism in Eukaryota, Viridiplantae, Streptophyta, Magnoliopsida, Rosales, Rosaceae. The transcript has 4 exons.